Messenger RNA from Metarhizium album ARSEF 1941, 1152 nucleotides. RefSeq names its product Galactose-1-phosphate uridylyltransferase. The record is from RefSeq and is a predicted model, not a curated record. Gene Ontology annotation, biological process: beta-D-galactose catabolic process via UDP-galactose, Leloir pathway. Gene Ontology annotation, cellular component: cytoplasm. The transcript is spliced from 4 exons. Bases 1 to 1152 code for a protein of 383 amino acids. Gene Ontology annotation, molecular function: zinc ion binding; UDP-glucose:hexose-1-phosphate uridylyltransferase activity. NCBI's taxonomy places the organism in Eukaryota, Fungi, Ascomycota, Sordariomycetes, Hypocreales, Clavicipitaceae.
AUGCCCGACAAGAUACUUGACGACAUUUCCCACAGGAGAUACAAUCCUCUUACCGACAGUUGGCUACUUGUCUCGCCGCAUCGGACCAAGCGACCCUGGCAAGGAGCCCAAGAAGCUGCAGUUGCCAAUACUUUGCCCGAAUAUGAUCCCAAGUGCUAUCUGUGUCCUGGAAAUACUCGUGCUUCAGGUGACACAAAUCCCAACUACGGCAAGACGUUCGCCUUCGUCAAUGAUUACAGCGCCGUGAAAGAGCAACAGCCAGACUAUGUGCCUGACACUAAACCCAACGAUCUGGAGUCGAUGCUCUUGAGAGCCCAGGGCGUCAAGGGCGUCUGCUAUGUUCUCACCUUCUCGCCAAAACACCACCUCACUCUAGCAGACAUGCCUGCCCCAGACAUUCUGCCCGUCAUCGAGCACUGGACCCGCAUUUACGGCAACCACAUUGCCUCCUCGAACCCCUUGGCAAAGCUUGCCGAAAAGCUGGAAAUAUCCUUGUCAAGGGAUGAAGCACCCAUCCCCAAAGAUGAGUACCGUUACAUGCAGAUCUUCGAGAACAAGGGCUCUGCCAUGGGUUGUUCAAAUCCCCAUCCCCAUUGCCAAGUGUGGGCGACAAACACCAUGCCCGAGGAGCCUGCAAAAGAGCUCGCCCAUAUGACCAAAUACCGUGCGAACAAUGGCGGUCGACACUUGCUGGAAGAUUAUGUUCAGUUGGAGCUUGUCAAGGAGGAGCGCGUCCUCUGGCAAAACAAGUCGUUUGUAGUGGUAUGCCCCUGGUGGGCGGUCUGGCCAUUCGAGACACUCAUCCUUCCCAAGAGACAUAUACGAUCCUUGGUGGACUUUGAGGCCGAGGAGAGGCUGCAGUUUGUCGAAGCCAUACACGAGGUCACAAGGCGUUAUGAUAAUCUCUUCGAGUGCAGUUUCCCGUACAGUUCGGGAAUUCACCAGGCGCCGCUUCAGGGAACAAAGGAGGAGAUUGAAAAUUCGUACUUUCACAUGCACUUCUACCCGCCCCUGCUGCGUUCUGCAACGGUCAAAAAAUUCCUCGUUGGAUACGAGCUCAUGGCUGAGCCGCAAAGAGACAUCACUCCCGAACAGGCGACGGCUCGUCUGCGAGAUUGCGGCGGGGAUUUAUACAGGAAAAGCUUAGCGUGA